AUGGCGACAACCGAAGCGGAGCGCGCCGCCAACCUUCAAGAUGCACAGGACAAAGCCGUCCAGCUGUUCAUCGAGAUCGAACGGGAUCUCAUUCGCCCCGGUGUCAGCGAGAAGACACUCAACACCGAGAUCUACGAUCUCGGCUUCAAGCGUUACGGCAUCAAAACCCAUUGGCACAAGCGAGUCAUUCGCAGUGGACCCAACACAUUAUGUCCUUUCUCCGAUAAUCCUCCAGACCGCAUCAUUGAAGCCGACGAUAUCCUCGUCGUAGAUCUGGGACCCGUCUUCGAAGCCUGGGAAGCUGACUUCGGGCGCACCUACGUCCUCGGCAACGAUCCUCAUAAGCUCAAGCUGCGCGACUCACUGCAGCCGGUUUGGGACAUUGUCAAGGCGAAAUAUGACCAAAAUCCCGAUAUGUCUGGUGAAGAACUUUACGACGUUGCAUCUGGAGUUGCGGGGGAAUACGGCUUUGAUUUCGGAGCUGAUAUUGCGGGGCAUCUGGUUGGCUCGUUUCCCCAUGAGCGGAUUCCAAAGGACCGGACUACGCUUUAUAUUACGAAGGGCAAUAACGAGACUAUGAACAAACCGGGUAAAGAUGGAUUUAAACGCCAUUGGAUCUUGGAGAUUCACCUUCGCAAUACUGCGCUUGGCUUUGGGGGGUUUAUUGAGCAGCUACUGACAGUUGGAUAA
Molecule: messenger RNA, 690 nt
Organism: Penicillium longicatenatum
Lineage: Eukaryota; Fungi; Ascomycota; Eurotiomycetes; Eurotiales; Aspergillaceae
Product: M24 family metallopeptidase
Exons: 1
Coding region: 1-690 (229 amino acids)
Source: RefSeq, a predicted model, not a curated record